Cydia splendana is the source of this 429-nucleotide messenger RNA. RefSeq lists its product as uncharacterized. Gene Ontology annotation, molecular function: DNA binding. NCBI's taxonomy places the organism in Eukaryota, Metazoa, Arthropoda, Insecta, Lepidoptera, Tortricidae. The record is from RefSeq and is a predicted model, not a curated record. Gene Ontology annotation, biological process: DNA transposition; DNA integration. The transcript has a single exon. The coding region runs from base 1 to 429 and encodes 142 amino acids.
AUGGACACCACAGAAACUGAAGCCAGCCAAGUCAUCGUCUUGCUGAAUCAAGGCCUUAAGCAGAGCGAAGUUGCUGAACAGCUGAAUUUAAGUCAGUCUGCUGUCUCCAGAGUCUACCAAAAGUUCACAUGGACUGGAAGGCUUGCUCAGAAACCUGGAUGUGGCCGUCCCAGGUGCACAUCGAGGAGAGAGGACCACUUCAUUGUUGCGGCCACUCUGCGUGAUCGACACCGUACCGGCGUUGACAUCCAGCAGCAGCUGAUGCAGGACCGAGAGCAACCAGUGAGCUCUUGGACAGUUCGGCGAAGACUUAAGGAAGCCAACCUUACCCCAAAAAGGCCGACCACAGGGCCCAAACUGACCGGGAGGGACUCGGUUCUCCCCUCCAUUGAUAUCCCCGCCCAAAUCAUGACGGAACCUCCACCGUAG